Messenger RNA from Contarinia nasturtii (swede midge), 3971 nucleotides. RefSeq names its product synapsin (gene Syn). Gene Ontology annotation, cellular component: synaptic vesicle; synaptic vesicle membrane. The coding region runs from base 776 to 2395 and encodes 539 amino acids. The record is from RefSeq and is a predicted model, not a curated record. Gene Ontology annotation, molecular function: ATP binding. Lineage: Eukaryota; Metazoa; Arthropoda; Insecta; Diptera; Cecidomyiidae. Gene Ontology annotation, biological process: neurotransmitter secretion. The transcript is spliced from 16 exons.
AGUGUGCAAUUCUUCAGUUCGAACAUUGAUUCUGUUUGUGCUGCGUGUGUUUUGUGUAAAUUCUGUUGUGCCAUCAUCAUUUCUGUUGAAAAAUCGACUUUUGCCAGAGAGGAAUCAAUAGUGCUUUUUCCCAGUUCAAAUCCACAAAGUAGAUUCUCCCAUUCCGUGUGAAUAGAAAAGAAAAGUUUUCGUUUAUAGUUUGCACCAGUACCAAUUUUCUAUAGCUGUCAUCAACGAAUUUUGUCAAUAAUUUGGUGUGUGUGUUUUUUCUCUCGUCGAAACUGUCAUUUGUAAUUAAUAUUUCAGAGUCAAGCUUAUUGGUUCUUUUAAACGGAUAAGCUUAAAAAUUAGAAUUUAUUCUAAUUGGUAUAUUGUUGCUUCGUGAAGUCGGACGGAUUUUGUGAUACGAUAAAAAAAAUCUCAAAAACCAUCCGUUCACAAAACAAAGAAUAGCAGCAACCCAUAAAAAACAAAAUAGAUUCAAUCGAAAACAGCUACGAAAGGUAAGCUGUUUUCGAUUUUCUGUGUGACGUAGGUCAAUAUUAGCACAAUUACAAGCGCUGGUUGUGGGCGAAUUUGCGCCCCGCAACAGCAAGAGAAAAGCGGCACACUGAACUUCUCAAGUUUCAAAAGUAGCUUCACCUCAAAUGUCAAUUUCCUGAAACGAAGACAAUUUAGUUCGGGAGAUUUGUCUUCCGAAUGCGAUGACGUAGACCCAAACGAUCCAACAGGUACUGGUACUGGACGUGCGGCGCCUCCUCUUCAACAACAACCGAUGCCGAAUCCAAGCGGUGGCCCACCCAAUAUCCCACCACCGCCAGCUCCGACACGUGCUCAAGCUGGAAAUGCACCGGAUCUUUCGUUGAGUUUUGGUAAAGGACCGGCACGUGGGACUAGCGCUCCGGCAAGCCCGGCAAAAUCACGUGAAAGCUUAUUGCAACGCGUUCAGAGCUUAACUGGGGCUGCCCGAGAUCAAGGCGCAUCAAUUAUCGGUGCUGCUGUUCAGAGUGCAACGCGACCAGCGUUCAACAAAGAUCGUUGCUUUACUUUGCUUGUGCUCGAUGAUCAGAACACUGAUUGGUCCAAGUAUUUCCGAGGAAAGCGAUUGCAUGGCGACUAUGAUAUUCGAGUCGAACAAGCUGAAUUCAAGGAAAUUGGACUAGUUUCAAGUUCGGAGAAUGGAACGAUGGUAUCGAUGUCAGUGUUUCGCGGUGGCACCAAGGUGAUGCGUUCAUUUCGACCAGAUUUCGUACUGAUUCGUCAGCCACCACGUGAUGGUUCUCGCGAUUAUCGUUCGACCUUGUUGGGUCUUAAAUUCUCCGGCGUUCCAAGCAUAAACUCAUUGAACUCAGUUUAUCAAUUUCAGGACAAGCCAUGGGUGUUUGCGCAUUUGUUACAAUUACAACGUCGUCUCGGAAAGGAUAAUUUUCCAUUGAUUGAACAAACAUUUUUCCCCAAUGCUCGCGAAUUGUUUUCGCAACAAUUUUCGCAGCAAAAGUAUCCGUAUGUAUUGAAAGCUGGUCACUGUCAUGGCGGGACAGCCACGGCAAAAAUUGAAAAUGCGAGCUCAUUGCAGGAUGCAGCUGGUUUGCUAAGUGGUUCUGGACUUGCAGACACUCAAUGCUACUGUACAUUGGAACCAUUUAUCGACGCUAAAUUUGAUGUGCACGUUCAGAAAAUUGGCAACAACUACAAAUCAUUCAUGCGCAAGUCGAUUUCAGGCAAUUGGAAAACCAAUCAAGGAUCGGCAAUGCUGGAACAAAUUGCAAUGACCGAAAAAUACAAGAGCUGGAUUAACGACGUUUCUGAGUUGUUUGACGGAAUGGAAGUGUGCGGUUUAUCGAUUGUCGUUGCAAAAGAUGGAAAAGAGUACAUUGUAUCGGCUUGUGAUAGUACAUUGACACUCAUGGGAGAUACACAAGAAGAUGAUCGUCGCCACAUUGCCGAUAUCGUCGUGACACGCAUGCAGAAUGUCUGUCGCCCACCAUUGGGUGGUCAAAAAAUGUCGCAGCGUCCAUCUGUAUCAUCAUCGUCGCGUGGUAGCCCAUCUGAAGAGAAUGCACCGGCCGUUCCGCCGACUGCAAGCUAUUCACGAGGCUCGUCAAUUUCGGGUGCACCACCACCAAUUCCGGAGCGUUCAACACCCGGACCAGGAUCAAUUGGUCGUCACGGCAGCUUGAGCAGUGUCUCUUCUGACUUACCACCAGAGCCCACUGAACGUGCUCCAACUUUGGCAAGUGUUGGUCGUCGUGAUUCGGCAGCUUCGCAAACAUCAACCGGUUCAAAGACAUCGUCACGUGCAGCACCGACCAGUCAAACAUCGGUGGUCGAAGAUGCCGAGGAUACGAUGAAAAAUUUGCGUAAAACUUUCGCUGGAAUAUUUGGCGACAUGUAGGAAUUAGCUGGCAAAAAACGUGGAAGGACUAGCGAUACUGGUUCGUUGACAUCAGUAUCAGCUCAGUCACAGAAUCAAACACCCUCAUCAGUCACAUCAACCACAUCAAGCAGUGUUUUUAAAUAUGAUCAAAUAAAUAAAACCGCAACCAUUCCAAAUAGCAAUAAUUUGGUUAAAAGUGAUUUUACUUCUAAUUUGGAUAGUACAACGAUCGAUACAAAUACAAAUGCAUCUUCAGGUUCUUCCAACGUUUUAAGCGCCUCGAUGGGGCCAACACAGGUUAGCGCAAGCUACAGCAAAUUCCAAACAAAUACGUUAAACCCAUCGGAACGUAUAAAUCCAUUUGAUAAAAAUAAGACGGCAUCAAAUGUGACACCAUCUACAACAGCGACAUUUGAAUCCACCUCUUCGGUGACAUCGUCAUACACGAGCAGCGCAAGCGGUUCGACAUUGGAUGAUCUAACGAAAAAUCGGUACGAUAAAUAUCAAGGAGCUACAGCGACAACAACAACAAUUCAGUCGACUAGCCGAUACGGAGCGCCAACAACGAGCUCCAGUUUAUACUCAAGUGACAGUGAUGUAAAAAGUACAACUUCAGCACUUGGUAGUACUACCAUAUCAUAUGCCACUGGAAGUGAUUUGACAAAAGCCGAUUACAGUGUCACCGCAAGUGAUGACUAUUCGAGAAAAAAGCCGGCAGACACAAUCACAUCGAAAACUGUUUCAUCCAGUCAACGCGCAAAUGCUGCCAAAUAUGCCUUUGAAACAUCCAAAUACUCGACCGGUUCGAUGUCCGAUUCGGAGAUCAUUUUUGGUUCAAGCGAUACUCUGGACCCACCAUCAAGGCGAUCACAAUUUGGCAGCAAUAAUUCAAGCACAGUUGAUGCAUCAAAAUCAAUUUAUGAAUCAAAUCGAAGUAUGUCAUCGUUCAAUCGCAGUUUGAGCGUAUCUUCGGAUACAAACGGUGAUUUUGCAAACGAUCCACGGGUCAAUACAUCGUAUCGCAUUUAUGAAGGGAUUAAUAACGCUGCAUUCCAAGAUUUUGAUUCACCGGUUAAAACAACAACAGCAUCAACAACAGCAUCAUCGACUAUCCCCGAAACUGCCACCAGUUUUUCAUCAACAUACAUUAGCGGCAGUAAAAUCUUCAACGAUGACGAUGACGAUGACUACGAUUUGAAAUAAGCAUUUUGAAACAGUUUAAAAUGAAUAUAUAAUUUUAUUUUUAAGAAGAGUAUGUCUUUUUUGGGUUCAAAUACACAUUUUUGAUGAAUAUUAUUAGCUUCGAAAUAUUAUGCAUUUCGUUUUGCUAUUGAUGUAUUUCAUUUAAUAUAAAUAUUUAUUUCGAAUUAUAGAAUAAUAUAGAAAUAUGUAGCCUCUGAAGUUUCUUGGUUUCAUAGAACAUUUCAGUGCUUAUUUUGUUUGAUUUUAUUUUAAUUAAAAUGACUAAAACCAUUUACACGACUAACCAACUUCAACAAAAUUAUUUAUUAGGACAUUGAACAAGGAAUAAUAUAUAUAAUAAACAAAAUUAUGAUAUUAUUAUUAAUCGUAUGCUAGAUCAAAAAAAGAAAAG